This is a messenger RNA of Leucoraja erinaceus (little skate), 1796 nucleotides long. RefSeq names its product palmitoyltransferase ZDHHC15B-like. The record is from RefSeq and is a predicted model, not a curated record. Lineage: Eukaryota; Metazoa; Chordata; Chondrichthyes; Rajiformes; Rajidae. Gene Ontology annotation, molecular function: protein-cysteine S-palmitoyltransferase activity. Gene Ontology annotation, biological process: peptidyl-L-cysteine S-palmitoylation; protein targeting to membrane; synaptic vesicle maturation. Gene Ontology annotation, cellular component: endoplasmic reticulum; Golgi apparatus.
CGGCGCUGUGGCGGAGGGCGGAGGGAGCCGAGCGGGCCGCAUCGUACGGCGGGGUCCGUGAGACAGUGUUGUCGGCACCGGCCGAUCGGCCGGCUGGGAAAAUGGCGAUAUCGCGAGGACUCUUGUGCUGCCAGCGGGUGUUGGCUUGGAUACCGGUGCUCAUCAUCACCCUGGUUGUGCUUUGGUCUUACUACGCCUAUGUGGUCGAGCUGUGUGUCUUUACUAUUCAAAAUGGUUUAGAAAAAGCUGCAUAUCUUGUGAUAUUUCAUUUAUUUUUUGUGCUGUUUGUGUGGACCUAUUGCAAGGCUAUUUUCACAGAACCAGCACAGCCUUCCCGAAAGUUUCAAUUGUCCAGAGCUGAUAGAGAGAGGUAUGAGCGAGAAGAGAGCCCCGAAGUACAAAAGCAAAUUCUGCUGGAUGCGGCUAAAAGGUUACCAGUAUACACCAGGACUGCAUCUGGAGCUAUCCGAUACUGUGACCGAUGCCAUUUGAUUAAGCCUGAUCGAUGUCAUCACUGCUCCAUCUGUGAAACGUGUGUAUUGAAAAUGGAUCAUCACUGUCCUUGGGUAAACAACUGUAUUGGAUUCUCAAACUACAAAUUUUUCCUGCUCUUUUUGGGAUAUUCCAUGUUGUAUUCCUUGUUCGUUGCUGCCACAGUUCUGCAAUAUUUCAUCAUGUUUUGGACGGGUGGUCUUCCAGAUGGUCCUGCAAAAUUUCAUGUUCUCUUUCUUCUUUUCGUGGCUGUCAUGUUCUUCCUCAGCCUCAUGUUCCUCCUCAACUACCAUUGUUGGCUGGUCAGUUUAAACAGGUCGACAUUAGAGGCCUUCUCAGCGCCAGUAUUUCAGCAUGGUCCAGAUAAAAAUGGUUUCAACCUUGGUUAUGGAAAAAACCUAGAGCAAGUCUUUGGUUCACAAAAGAAGUACUGGCUACUACCUGUCUUCACCAGUGUUGGAGAUGGCCAAUCUUUCCCCAUGAAGUCACAGUCAGAGAGUCAUAAUCCACUUCUCUCCAAUGAUGAGCAGUGGGGUGAGGGCGAUUCAGAUGUAGACUACUAUGCAGCCACAAGUGGAAAUACCUCAGUGACUGUAGAAAUGGAGAGCUAGCUGACUUUUGCUGCUGUUCAGCACCCACAGGUUAAUCCCCGGUGGCACAGUAUUAUUUGGUGUGAAAAUGUGAGAACCAAGGCUCCCUGAGGGACUUCAACAAAUGGGAUGGAACUGAGUAUUACAUGCCUUACAAUCUUCUGAAGAUCUUCUCAUUACAUGAUGUACAUUUAGGCUUUGGUUCGCGAACAACUACAUUUUCUAGGGGUGAUGGAGGAAUGGAAAGGGGACCAUUGUAAAUUCACUUACAAACUGAGUACCCAUGGGCAGGGGCUUGUAUGUAAAUAAUGUGCGUGUGAAUGAGGCUCUAUCACAGUUACCUGAAACCAACGCUGCGAUUAAUUUAACAUUGAUGUGUUGUAUUUAUCUCAUUAGGGCAAAGUGCUAAACAAAACUGUUCCUUGCAUUAAUGUUGCACGGGUAAGGUACAAAUAUCGAACUGUCAAGUGGAAAAAUCUGCAAUAUCUGUUCAACCAUGUGUUCGAACAAAAGAGCAAUGGAUUGAUUAUUUGCUGUGUUUAUAUGAAUUAAGUCAUUUCAAACCAGGUCAUUUUUUAAAUGUUUUUUAAAUAUGUUUAAAAGAUUCUUGAACUUAGCUAGUUUUUUUAUAUGUUUGUAACGUGAUGUAUAUAUAUUUUUAAACUAAUUUACCCUCAGAAUUAAAAUUAAAUAUAUUACUCCAAUGAGGGACCA